This is a messenger RNA of Ipomoea triloba (trilobed morning glory), 2656 nucleotides long. Its product is annotated as G-type lectin S-receptor-like serine/threonine-protein kinase At4g27290. Bases 14 to 2488 code for a protein of 824 amino acids. Lineage: Eukaryota; Viridiplantae; Streptophyta; Magnoliopsida; Solanales; Convolvulaceae. The transcript is spliced from 7 exons. Gene Ontology annotation, biological process: protein phosphorylation; recognition of pollen. The record is from RefSeq and is a predicted model, not a curated record. Gene Ontology annotation, molecular function: protein serine/threonine kinase activity; ATP binding.
GAGCUUAACCCCAAUGGAAACUCUUUCUCUUCUCCUUCUGUCCUACCUACUCCUAUUAGCUCCCAACCCCCAAAUUUCCCAUGCAACUGAUUUCAUUAAUUCUUCUCAAAUCUUUAGCUAUGGCGACGCCAUCAGUUCUUCCGGUGGACGCUUUGAACUGGGAUUCUUCAGCCUCGGAAGUUCCGUGAAACGAUACUAUGUGGGCAUAUGGUACAAACAAAUAUCCGUGCAGACCAUAGUAUGGGUCGCCAACAGAAAUGCUCCCAUCCUCAAUACAUCCCAGGUUGUCCUCAAGCUCAUUCCACCAGGCCGCCUCCUUCUUGUUCACGGUACAGACACAAAUGUUAAUAAUUCCACCAUCUUAUGGUCUACUAACACGUCAAGACCGGUGCGGAAUCCGAUAGCUCAGUUGUUGGAUUCCGGGAAUCUUGUCGUCAGAGAUGCCGCCGACGAAAACCCGGAGAAUUAUCUCUGGCAGAGUUUUGAUUAUCCGACGCAUACUUACUUGCCGGAUGUGAAAUUUGGGAAGAAUUUCGUUACCGGUAAAGAGGUUUACUUCACGGCGUGGAAAAAUGACGACGACCCUUCAUCCGGAGACGUUACGAUGCACUGUGAUCCCGCCGGGUAUCCACAGACCAUCAUCAGAAACUCCACGGCCGUGACGUACCGGACGGGGCCGUGGAACGGGCUCAGGUGGAGCGGAACACCGGCGUUAUCAAGAAACCCUAUCUACACCUACAAUCUGGAGAUGGACAAGGAAAAAGUAUGGGUCGCAUAUCAUCUUCUCAGAAACUCCGUUUAUAUCCAUUUAACCCUCUCGCCGGCCGGCGUUUUACAGAGCGAGACGUGGGUGGAGCAGAGCAAGACAUGGGCGAAUUACAUAACGGUUCCGUUAGAUGUCUGCGAUUCUUACGGAAUUUGCGGCCCCAACGGCCUUUGCAGCAUCGAUAUCUCCCCGGUUUGUGCUUGUUUCGACAAGUUUUUGCCCAAAUAUGAGGGGCCGUGGGACCGGACUCACUGGUCGGAAGGGUGUUUCCGGCGAACGCCGUUGAAUUGUAGUGAUGGAUCCGACGGGUUUCUUCUCUACUCCGGGAUGAAAUUGCCGGAUACCCGAAACUCGUGGUUUAACAAAACGAUGACGCUUCAAGAAUGCCAAAAAGUUUGCCUAAACAACUGUUCUUGCACGGCUUAUACUCAUCUCAAUAUAAGUACUAAUCCAGGAACAGGAUGUUUGCUUUGGUUUGAUGAUUUGAUCGAUACCAGAACACUUUCUCAAAACGGGCAAGACAUUUACAUUCGAAUGGCGGCUUCAGAAUUGCCAGUAUCCAAUGGAGGUUCAAAGGGAAACAGAAGAAGAGAUAUUCUUAUUGGGAGCUUAUUAUCAGCAUUUGGACUUACCCUGCUAGGGUUAGGGUUGAUAUUAUAUAUUCGGAAAAAGAAGAGGAAGGAGAAAGGAGAGAUGAGCACGCAGCAAGACUUUGAGCUGCCACUCUUUGACUUAUCUACUAUUAGUAGAGCUACGGAUAAUUUCUCUUUGAACAACAAGAUUGGAGAGGGCGGAUUUGGACCUGUUUACAAGGGUGUGCUAGAAGAUGGAAUGGAGAUAGCGGUGAAACGACUAUCGAAGAGUUCUACGCAAGGAUUAGAUGAGUUCAAAAAUGAAGUUAGUUAUAUCGCCAAACUUCAACAUCGAAAUCUUGUGAAGCUUUUAGGUUGUUGCAUUCAAGGAGAAGAAAUGAUGCUAGUCUAUGAGUACAUGACCAACAAAAGCUUGGAUGCAUUCAUAUUUGAUUCAACUAAGGGUAAAUUACUUGAUUGGUCUAUACGCUUCAAUAUUAUCAAUGGUAUUGCUCGUGGGCUGUUAUACCUUCACCAAGAUUCUCGAUUAAGGAUAAUUCAUAGAGAUCUCAAAGCCAGCAACGUCUUGCUUGAUAAUGACAUGAAUCCAAAAAUAUCGGAUUUUGGCUUAGCUAGAAGUGUGGGAGGGAAUGAGGUUGGAGCAAACACAAGCCACGUGGUGGGAACACAUGGUUAUAUGUCUCCGGAAUAUGCAGUAGACGGGCUCUUCUCAGUCAAAUCAGAUGUAUUUAGCUUUGGAGUUCUUGUCCUUGAAAUUAUCAGUGGCAAGAGAAAUCGAGGAUUUUCUCACCAAGAUCACUACCAUAAUCUUCUUGGCCACGCAUGGAUGCUUUACAAGAAAGAGAGAUCAAUGGAAUUACCAGAUGACCAUUUGGCUGUUUCAUGCGAUGCAUCACAAGUUGAACGGUCAGUUCAUAUAGGUCUGCUAUGCGUGCAGCAAUGUGCAGAUGACAGACCAAACAUGUCUUCUGUGGUUAUGAUGUUGGCUAAUGAAAAUUUAUUAUUACCUGAAGCUAAAGAGCCUGGUUUUUUUACUGAAAGAAGGAUAGCAACUUCAGAAUAUUCUUCCAGCACUCAAGGAGGGAGUUCAGUAAACGAAGUCUCCAUUUCUCUCCUAGAUCCCCGCUAAGAUUAAGUGACACAAACACAUUAUAUUUCUCUCAAUCUUAUUAUUAUGAUUCUUGAAAUAGGUUUAUCCUUUAUGUUUUACUUGCAAAUCACCAAAGUACAUUUUCAUUUAUUUUUUGUUUUUGUUUUAUUUUGGUACCUCCAUAAAUACACUUUUCUUGGUUCGUUA